AAAUGUUCAUCAAACGUCAAAGGUAAAUAAUCCAGCAGGCAGCCGUAGUGACCGCGUGUGUUUGUCUUAACGGCGUUGGUGAAAAUAUUGUUUUAUAAACUGUACAAUAUCAAUAAAGAAGGAAUUUGUUUUUAUUGUGAAGAACAUUAAAAAGUUAGUGGUGACAGGGGACGAUAAAUUUUGUUUUUUCCAAGCACCGAGUGUUUCCGGAUAAACUAUGGGUAAACCAGGUUUCUCGCCACGAGGAGGUGGUGGUGGUGGUCGUGGAGGACGUGGUGGUGGAGGUGGACGCGGAGGAGGUGGUGGCUCUAGAGGAGGCUUUGGCGGGCGUGGUGGUGGAGGCGGCCGUGGAGGUUUCGGAGGCCGUGGUGGUGGUGGUGGACGUGGAGGGGGAGGUCGUGGUGGUCCUGGUGGACGCGGUCGCGGCGGAGGUCGUGGUGGUGGAGCAAAAGGAGGCGGCUUCAAGGGUGGCAAAACCGUUGUUAUUGAACCACAUCGCCAUGAGGGAGUAUUCAUUGCCCGUGGUAAAGAGGAUGCAUUAGUUACCCUGAAUUUAGUUCCUGGAUCGGAAGUUUACGGCGAAAAAAGGAUAUCUGUUGAGACAAAUGGAGAGAAGAACGAAUACAGAGUUUGGAACCCGUUCCGAUCGAAACUUGCAGCCGCUGUUCUUGGUGGGGUCGAUAAAAUUCAUAUGCCACCUGGUUCUAAAGUUCUUUACCUCGGCGCUGCUUCAGGAACUACCGUAUCGCAUGUAUCUGACGUGGUAGGACCGGAGGGUCUGGUAUAUGCUGUAGAAUUCUCACACCGAUCUGGCCGUGAUCUGAUAAACGUGGCCAAAAAACGCACCAACAUUAUUCCUAUCAUUGAGGACGCCCGCCAUCCUCAUAAAUACCGUAUGUUGGUUGGUCUGGUGGAUACGAUUUUUGCCGAUGUUGCCCAGCCGGACCAAGCUCGAAUUGUAGCCCUCAAUGCCCAUCAGUUCUUGCGGAAUGGUGGCCACUUUGUAAUAUCCAUUAAAGCAUCCUGCAUCGACUCGACAGCUGUUCCAGAAGCGGUAUUUGCAGCAGAAGUCAAAAAGUUACAGGCUGAAAAACUUAAGCCACAGGAACAGAUCACACUAGAACCAUACGAACGAGACCAUGCCGUUGUAGUGGGAGUCUAUAGACCACCACCAAAAAGCGGAUAAGGGAUGUAUUUUGUUUUUAAAAUUUAAUAGAUUUAACAAAUAGAAACUAUGAUUUCUAUUCAGAAUUACAUAUUAAAAUGUUUCCAUUGCAAGAAUUGAGGUAAAAUAGAUUUAUGUUUCAAAUUCAAACGUAACAUACGCAGGAGUAAAUAAAAGUAAAAAAUCAUUUAAGCUUUA
Messenger RNA from Wyeomyia smithii (pitcher-plant mosquito), 1363 nucleotides. RefSeq names its product rRNA 2'-O-methyltransferase fibrillarin (gene Fib). Gene Ontology annotation, molecular function: rRNA methyltransferase activity; histone H2AQ104 methyltransferase activity; RNA binding. The transcript is spliced from 3 exons. Gene Ontology annotation, cellular component: Cajal body; box C/D methylation guide snoRNP complex; nucleolus. Bases 218 to 1186 code for a protein of 322 amino acids. Gene Ontology annotation, biological process: box C/D sno(s)RNA 3'-end processing; rRNA methylation. The record is from RefSeq and is a predicted model, not a curated record. NCBI's taxonomy places the organism in Eukaryota, Metazoa, Arthropoda, Insecta, Diptera, Culicidae.